AUGUCGCAGACUCAUCCAAGCAAGCACGGCAGGCGGCAAGCCCGUCAAGGGACGGCUGCUCGGCGGCAGUCGGUGCCUAACCCGAGCCCCGCUCCAGGGGGUGAGGGGCCCCGGCCAGCUCUGCGCCCCGGCGGUGUCUCCGAGGGGCAGCCGGUGCCGGUGGCUGCGGGCGCUGCACCGCCGCCGUCUGAAGUCAGACCCUCGGGGGCCGCGGGAGCUGCAGCCGCGGCGGAGGGGCAGGGGGGGCCAUGCUCCGGGAGCGCGGGCGCUGCGGUGCCGGAGGGGGAGGGCCCUUCCCUGGUUGGACGAGGCGGGGGUGGGCGCCGGUGCCGCCUGCAGCCGCCGCGGGGGCUCGGCGGGGCUGUGCCCGCGGUGCGGAGCGGCGGCCCCGCCGGUGCUGAACGGACAGCGCCGCGCGCCGCCGCCGGGCCGAGCGCGCUGCCGGUGCGGGCGGCGGGGACCGCGGCGCCGCCGCUGCCGCUGCUCCUCCCGCCGCUGCUCCGCCCGCCGCUCCUCCCGCCGCCGCCGCCGCUGCCGGGCGGCUCGGUGCAGCCCGCCCGCUCGCCGGACAGGGCCGCGCAGGCGCGUCGCUCCCGCCCCGCCGCCGCUCGCCGGGUCCUAGCGCCGGCCGCGCCCCGAAGGCGCCGUCCCCGACUCCCGCCGCCGCCCCGGCCCCCGGGGCCCCUCGGCCGUCACUUCGCGUGA
Molecule: messenger RNA, 705 nt
Organism: Apus apus (common swift)
Lineage: Eukaryota; Metazoa; Chordata; Aves; Apodiformes; Apodidae
Product: translation initiation factor IF-2-like
Exons: 2
Coding region: 1-705 (234 amino acids)
Source: RefSeq, a predicted model, not a curated record